AUGGAGGGUGGCCGCGACGUCCUUCCACUCCUUGGAGCCGUCAACCAGGGUCUGGAUGGCGGCGAUGAUGGUGUCCUCGUCGCCGCGGACCUGCUUGGUCGAGUCGCGGUCGCGGAGGGUGAUGGUGUUGUCCUGGACGGUCUGGAAGUCGAUGGUGAUGCCGAGGGGCGUGCCGAGCUCGUCGUUGCGGCUGUAGCGCUUGCCGAUGGUCGCGGACGAGUCGUCCACGCGGGCGGAGAUGCCGAACUUGCGCAGCUUCUGGGAGAUCUGCUUGAUGAAGGGCUUGAACUGCGCGUUGGAGGAGAGGGGCACGAUCAGAACCUUGGUAGGGGCGACCGUCGGGGGGAAGGAGAGAACCUAGUUGAAGAUAUGAAAGGGGGUUUGAUAACUUACACCACGAGCCUCAUCGCCGCCGUCCGCGGAGGCGCGGUUCCAGUAGCAGUGCUCAAUGAGCGAGUAGAGGAUACGGCCGAUACCGAAGGACGGCUCGAUAACGUUGGGAGUGUAUUCCCUGGUGUUCUCAAUGCGUUGCCUGAACUCGAUCUUGACAAGGUCCUUGCUGAUCUUGACCUUGCCGUCGGCGACGCCGGCAACCUCGAGCUCCAGCUCGCCGUUGUCGGUGAGCUGCUUGGCGAGCUUCUCGCGCUGCUCCUGUGUUGUCGCCAUCAGAGCACCCUCGACUGCCCUGCCGUCCUUCUUGAACUGAGGACCAAACUUCUUCUUGUCAACCUCAACCUGCCACUCGUCGAUGACGAGGGGCUUCUCGCGGCGCUCGCGCACCAGCAGGGGAGCGCCGGUCUUCUUGGCGUGGACGGUCAAGUCGUAGGCGCUGCGGUCAGCGCAGCCGACACACUCGAUCCAGCCCGAGGAGGUGAAGAGCUCGGCGUCCCAGCAGUCGGCGGCGUAGUGGGCCAUCUCAUUGGCCAUGUGCUGGCGGAAGCGGACCUUUGUCAUGUCGACACCGAUCUUGGACAGGAACAGGUGGAUGCGGGCGAGGAAGUAGCCGAGGGUCUCGUUGUCGACGACCUUGUUCUUGACGGCGUCGCCAAUCUUCAUCUUGCGCACGUCGGUCUUGCCAGAGAGCUGGGUGUGGCGGUCGAGCAGGGUGAGCUCGAUGUCCUCGACCUCGACGAAGCGGGAGUGCUUCUUGCCGCCCUCGGGGUCGACAAAGUGCUCAAUCUCGGCCAUGAGGAACUCGCGGACUCUCAGCAGGCCACCUCUCGGGGCAAUCUCGUUUCUGUAGGAGCGGCCGAUGGAGGCGGAGGCGAAGGGCAUCUGCUCCAUGUUGAAGUUGAGAAGCUUGGCAAAGUUGAGGAACUGGCCCUGGGCGGUCUCGGGGCGCAGGUAGCCCUUGGUGUUGCUGGAGGGGCCGAUGGCGGUCUGGAACAUGAGGUUGAAGGCGACGGGAGGGGAGGGCUGCUCGGCGGUGGCCGGGUUCCUGAGGUCGUACUUCUUGAUCAGCUCGCCGAGCUCCUUGCCGUCGUAGUUGUCGAUCUUGGCCAAGACCUCGUUGUACUCUUGGACGAGGGCGUCGUCGAGCUUGACGGCGAUGGUCUUCUGCUUCCUCUUGGCCUUCUUCUUGGGGUCAUCCUCUUCCUCGACCUUCUCGCCGCGGGCCUCCUUGUCGCCCCUGAGGCGGGCCUCGAGCACAUCCUCGACGAAGUGGUCGGCACGCAGGAUAUCGCCGUUCUUGGGGUCCUUGCACAUCCAGUCGGCGAACUUGUCAACGUGGCCGGAGGUCUUGAGGACUUCGUGGGGGGUCAGGACGGUGCAGUCGAGCUCGAGCAUGUCUUCCUCGAGGAUGAAGUGCUUGCGCCAGAGGUCGACGAUGUUGGCCUGGAGAGCGCAGCCGGGAGGGCCAUAGUCGAACAGACCAGCGACGCCGCCGUAGAUCUCGAAGGCGGGGGUGAAGAAGAGACGGCGGCGCAGCAUGGCGUCGAGCGUCGGCCGGUCGAGGGGCUGGCCCUUGAGGGUCGUCGCGGGGGUCGUCAUGUCGUCGUCGGCGGCGGCAGCACGCUUCUUCGUUAA
This is a messenger RNA of Colletotrichum gloeosporioides, 2028 nucleotides long. RefSeq names its product putative glycine--tRNA ligase. The record is from RefSeq and is a predicted model, not a curated record. The coding region runs from base 1 to 2028 and encodes 675 amino acids. Lineage: Eukaryota; Fungi; Ascomycota; Sordariomycetes; Glomerellales; Glomerellaceae. The transcript has 3 exons.